Molecule: messenger RNA, 525 nt
Organism: Ambispora leptoticha
Lineage: Eukaryota; Fungi; Glomeromycota; Glomeromycetes; Archaeosporales; Ambisporaceae
Source: the annotation of a GenBank genome assembly
AUGCAAAAAGCGACACCGCACGAAGGAUUGGAUUCGAAAGAAUUCUGGGACAGGCUGGAGGCGAAUCAGGAGCAUGAGAAAAGAAUGCGAAUGUUGAAGAUGGAAAUGGAAGCAUCAGAGUUUGGGGCAGCAUGUGGAAUAAUGGGUCGGAUCGAAGGUGGUUUGAGGAGGUCAUAUGAUUCAAUUGAAAGUAAUGAUGAGUCUCCCAGUGCGCGCAAGCUUCGAUUAAUCCAACAAAGAGAAGUGCUUGUCGACAAAGUUGAGAUGACGUCAGCUGAGAACUUCAUAGAUCUUAGUUCUGAUAGUUCCGACGAUGAUGAGCUUGACAUUCCAGAAAUCAAACAGUUCAUUCGAAAGAGCACACCGAUUGGUGAUGAACACGAUUCCAUUAUAUCAGUAUUGAAAAACAACUGUUCAAGAUUACUCUCGCAAUGGCCAUCAUUAACACAAAAGGCUGCAGUAAAUCUCGCAAAAUCAUCAAUUUUAAAUAUUGCAAAUCAAAAUAAGACCAGUUGCAUGAGAUAG